GACGUCACGGCGCUCUGACAAGCUGGUGGUGCCGGAAGAAAAGAUGGCGGAUCAUGAGGAGCAGCUAUCCGAGGAGGAAAAGGUACGCAUAGCCGCUAAUUUUGUCAUCCACGCCCCACCAGGAGAGUUCAAUGAAGUUUUCAAUGAUGUGCGAUUGCUGCUCAACAAUGACAAUCUUCUCAGGGAAGGUGCAUCACAUGCAUUUGCACAGUACAACUUGGACCAGUUUACCCCAGUGAAAGUUGAGGGCUAUGAAGAACAGGUCUUAAUCACAGAGCAUGGUGACCUUGGAAAUGGCCGCGUUCUGGACCCCAAGAACAAGAUCUCCUUCAAGUUCGACCACCUGAGGAAAGAGGCCACUGACCCACGGCCCCAUGACGUCGAAGGCUCCCUGGAGGGAUGGAGGAGCUCAGUGGACUCGGCCGUGCGCGCAUAUGUCAAGGAGCACUAUCCCAGUGGAGUCUGCACCAUUUAUGGAAAAACCAUCGAUGGACAUCAGACCAUCAUCGUGUGCAUCGAGUGCCAUCAGUUUCAACCAAAAAACUUCUGGAAUGGACGCUGGAGGUCAGAAUGGAAAUUCACCAUCUCCCCCUCCACCACUCAAGUGGCAGGAAUCAUGAAAAUCCAGGUUCAUUACUAUGAGGAUGGAAAUGUUCAGCUGGUGAGCCACAAAGAAGUCCAGGAGUCCAUGUCGAUUUCUAACGAGGGUUCUACUGCAAAGGAGUUUGUUAAGAUCAUGGAGGCUGCAGAGAAUGACUAUCAGACGGCCAUCAACGAGAAUUACCAGACCAUGUCGGACACUACCUUCAAAGCCUUACGCCGCCAGCUUCCUGUGACACGCACCAAGGUCGACUGGAACAAGAUCCUGAGCUACAAGAUUGGCAAGGAGAUGCAGAACGCUUAAGCGCAGCAGAGAAGAAAACAGACUACUCCCCAGUCCCCCACCGCCCACCCCCCUCUGAACAACGUUGCAUGACUGGAUAGUUGUUUCGUCUUUGUACAAAAAUUAGAGAACCAGGGACAAAAGAAAGGUUUGGUCUCAUAGUCGGAUGUCACCUUACACAUUGGAUGUCUAAUUAUGCUGGUGUCCUUAUUUUGUUUUAUACAGACACUGUUAACUCCUCUGUAUAUUAAAUCUAUGACGAAAAUCAUGUUUUGGGAAAAUAUUACUUGAGGAAAUAUUACGAGACAUAGGAAAUGGGGUGGACACUUGUAUGCAAAACACCACUUAAAAUACUGUAUCAUGUGUGCAAUAUUUAUUGUGCCAGUGAGACCAUACCUUUUUAUUUGACCUGCUAAAAUUCUGAUUAAAUUUGCAAUCAUGGUGAUGAUUUUUGAGGGAGAUAUGUGUCUGCUUUACCUUAAGAGCUCAGUUAUUAUGGCUGAAAAGGACGACUCCUUUCGCAAAUAAUGUCCAAUACGGUCAACAAAAAAACAAAUGUUUGUGUUAAUUGACAGGUAAAUCUGGCACAAGCAAAGUCACCACUGUCAGCUACUCGAUUUUCUUGUUCCUUCAUUUUGGUACUUCCUCCUCGUUUGUCCUGUAUGUGAGAGCUCCAGCUCGCAGUGCUCCUGGCUACAUUGCCUUUUUAACUCGUCAUCUUCGGAACUCUCACUCAGCACAAGGAGUUCUGUGACCAUUUAACAAGCUUAAUUAACAAAGUCAUUGGUCGCUAAGUCAUGUGCAUAAUGUCCAAUUUACAAUAAAAUCGAAAAGUAUCACUUUCUCUUUCAGUGCUUAUUUUUAUUAAAAAAAAAACAAAACCAGAACCUGUCUGUAUUAUAUAACAAGGCACACUGUAAUAUAUACCUGUAUGAAACAUCCUGUCUGUCAGUUGGGUGAUUUAUUUCCAUGAGAGUAAUUGUAAUUCAGUCACAGUUCUGUUGAAUUAAAUGACAAAUUUUCUA
Molecule: messenger RNA, 1908 nt
Organism: Solea senegalensis (Senegalese sole)
Lineage: Eukaryota; Metazoa; Chordata; Actinopteri; Pleuronectiformes; Soleidae
Product: F-actin-capping protein subunit alpha-2
Exons: 10
Coding region: 44-904 (286 amino acids)
Biological process (GO): barbed-end actin filament capping; actin cytoskeleton organization
Cellular component (GO): F-actin capping protein complex; actin cortical patch
Molecular function (GO): actin filament binding
Source: RefSeq, a predicted model, not a curated record